GUCAAGUGUGUUCUUGCAUUGCAGUGCUGCUAUCAUCUUGUCACCCCAACUUUUUGAUCCCUUGGGUGCAAAAUAUGUUUUCUUCGGAAACGUGCCGAGCAGAUGAGCUGCUUCUCGUGAGGAGGAUUGUUGCAUCGCGCCCCACUGUCGCGGACGAGCUGGCUGAAAAGCUGACGACGAAUGUUCAAGCCGCACCAAGCCCUGCAAAGCUCCGUUGCUUAGGCAACAUCGCCAGGCUGAUGCCAAAGGAGAAACUUAAGGUCAUGUGUGAGAUGCUCCGAUCUAUCCUGCGAUCGGACAGCUUUGAUGCAGCUACCCGGGCAGAGGCUUGGGCUGUACAUGCCUGGUGCUGCGAGCGGCUAGGUGACGUCUCCAAUUUCCGUGUUGGCAUGCGCUAUGCCAUCAAAUACUUCGACAAGUCGGACGUCAUGGGCACUCGAGUCGCUCUAGUACUAUCCAGAGUCGGAGGUGCUCUCUUCGAAGGGAGUGCUGGUGCGAUCGAGGGUCUUUGCUGCGCGACCUGGCCGUUGAGGGCAGCUGGGCUUGCUGCGGCAGCGAGGGCUAUGUCAGAGGAUGCUCCAGCAGCGGUCCGUCAAGUGUCGCGCACCGCCGUAUCCGCCUUCGAUGAGGGUUUCAUUGCCCAGUCGGAUCGCCUGGAAGUGCCAUCAAAAAGACGAAGGCUGUUGCAGUGCCUGGUUAAUUUGCCCGACAAGUUCGACAAGGCAGAAGGGGAGGAGGAUAUUUCACACUUGUGUGAACUGUCUUUGUCCAAGAUCAAGUCUUGGCAGUCUUGGCUCCAGUCACCGGUGUGA
Symbiodinium necroappetens is the source of this 812-nucleotide messenger RNA. The record is from the annotation of a GenBank genome assembly. Lineage: Eukaryota; Dinophyceae; Suessiales; Symbiodiniaceae.